This is a messenger RNA of Syngnathoides biaculeatus (alligator pipefish), 6091 nucleotides long. It is a transcript of the gene grid2ipb, whose product is annotated as glutamate receptor, ionotropic, delta 2 (Grid2) interacting protein, b. The transcript has 25 exons. NCBI's taxonomy places the organism in Eukaryota, Metazoa, Chordata, Actinopteri, Syngnathiformes, Syngnathidae. Gene Ontology annotation, molecular function: protein binding. The record is from RefSeq and is a predicted model, not a curated record. Bases 1 to 4365 code for a protein of 1454 amino acids.
AUGAAGAAGUUUUUGCAAAACAAAAAAGGCAGAUCAUCGCUGCGUCAGAACAAACGGAGCUCUCGAUGUCAGUCCAGAGAUUUCUUCCUCAGCAUGCCGACAUCCAACCAGGGAUGGCCCGAGGAGUUUGGAUUCCAUCUCGGUGGGAAUGGACCUAGCUACAUUCUGUCUGUGGAGGAAGGAAGCAGUGCCCAGCUGGCCGGCUUGCAGGCUGGAGACCAAGUGUUGGAAAUUGAAGGCCACGACGUGUCAACGCUGGGUCCGCAAGCUGUCGUUGCCAUCGCCCAGACUCAGAAGAACGUACCUCCCAGCAUUGGAGUGGUGUCUCGCAUACAGCAGAUGGACAUCAUACCUGGUCCUGAUGGCCGCUUCGGUUUCACCAUUGUCGGAGACUGCCCUUUGCUGGUGGAAGACUGCUCACCCUGCUCCCCGGCCGGCCGUGCCGGUUUGAGGGCUGGCGACUACGUCAUGGAGGUCAACGGUAUCCCAGUCAGGCAGCACGAGACGGCUGCUGCGCUCAUUAAGUCCUCUCAGGGGAGAACGCUACGCUUGGGGGUGCUGGGCCUCGGUGCGAGGCAGAAACGCAGCGUCAGCAUGGAGGAUAGUCAGAUCGGAGGGCCAGGGACAAGAUUGGACCGGAAAUACAAGGCUAUGGAGUUCAACAGGAAGGUUGAGCAGAUUUUGGGUGAUGAGCCCAGCGUUAAAGACAGACUCUUCAGUGUCUUGAAGCAGUACGCAACAGAGAAGAAUGUUGACUGGUUGGCAUCGGUCUUGCCUGAAAUUCUUAUCACAGAUGACCAUCGGCAGCUCAUCUCCAGUAUUCGAAUCUUCAUUCCUAAGAAGCACCGGCAGCGCUUCGAUGAGUCCGUCUCCCAGAACGUGAUCAACAGGCUGUGCCGCAGCAAGAGCAUCAGCGAGCCGCAGGGCAGAAUCCGCCGCAGCCGGAGCGAGGACCACUCGGACCGUCACCACGGGAACAAACGGGCCAGUUCGUUGCCCCGGGAUGGAGGGGAACCCGGAGGGAGGGUGGAGGUGGAAAGAGACAGAGGCCACAGGAAGUCAGUUUCCGGGGUACCUACACACCCCCCAAUUGGACCCAAUCAGAGGCUCAUCCGCGUCUACAGAGGCAAGAAGACGUUCGGCUUCACUCUGCGAGGUCACGCUCCAGUUUGCAUCGACUCCGUUAUUGCAGAUAGUCCUGCUGAAGAAUGUGGACUAAAACCAGGUGACCGCAUCCUCUUCCUCAAUGGACUGGACAUGAGGAACUGUUCCCAUGAAAAGGUGGUGUCAAUGCUGCAGGGCAGCGGCGCAAUGCCCACUCUGGUUAUAGAGGACGGUCCAUCUGAUUACUCCUCAGAGCCGACAGACCCGGAGGAAACUCCGAGUCUGUCUUCCAACACAUUGCCGCGCUCUAGAUCUCCCGUUCUCAGCUCCCUCCAGUGGGUAGCAGAGAUCCUUCCACCGAGCAUCAAAGUCCACGGGCGGACAUUCAGCCAGCAGCUGGAGCACUUACUGACCAUCCAGGAAAGGUACACGGUCUGCAAGGCCCUGGAGACCUUCUUCCAACACAGGAAUGUGGACACUCUCAUCGUAGAUGUGUUUCCAGUGUUGGAUACACCAGCCAAGCAGCUGAUUUGGCAGUUUAUUUACCAGUUGCUGACUUACGAUGAGCAGGAACGCUGUCAGAGCAAGCUGUCACGUUUCCUGGGUUUCAAAAGCAGCGCUGUGUUAGAGCCUGAGGCCAGUACGGAACACCACCGGAGGAGCAGCUCUAUGCGAAUAUCUGGGACGUCGUACCGCGGCUGUGUUCGAGAGAGGAGCUCUGACGACUGCAUUAUCGGAACACACCUGGGAAUGGGAAUUCAUGUGGAUGAAUGUGGCAGCCAGGAGGAGAGGCAGUCAGGAGACGGAACCUCCUUCCCUGAGUCUCCUGACCUCAGUCAUAUGUCAGGUGUGUACACGGAACUGGAGGACGUGUAUGCAGGGAAGAGCGUGUCUCCACUGAAGGGGAGCACCCCGGCGGAGUCCGAGGGGCCGGGGGGGACUGAGGCCUACGGCCGCUCUCUCUCCCCCCUCACGCUCCCCCCUCUCACAGGCAACCGUAAAUCAGGCCUGUCCCUCACCUGGAAGGAGCCCCUCCCCACGUCGUCCGUCUACGGGAUCCACCAUCAGAGCAGCAUGGACUCCAACCCUUACGUCAGCCUGGAGAGCCCCCCAGCGUCGCCCCAGCACAGCCCCAGCACCUUGGACCGCCGCAAGAAGCUCUUCACCUUCUCCCGCCCGCCUCGUAGCCGGGACACGGACAAGUUCCUGGAUGCCCUCAGCGAGCAGCUGGGCCACCGGGUCACUCUCGUGGACGACUUGGUCCCGGGCGAGAACGAUUAUGAGGAGAUGAGCUUCCCAGAGGAUCAGGACAUUGGCUUCAUGCAUCGGCAGCUCAGUAGCGGCAGCAGCGAGGACCACAGUAGCGGGGAUGAGGUUUCCUCUCCCUGCUACUCUUCUGGCUCCGAGCACAUCCCCCCUCCGCCUAAGCAGAGCCCCCCACCUCCUCCACCCUUCCAGGUCUUAUUGCCACCCCCAGUCCAGUUCACGGACCCGGUGCCACCCGUCCGUUUCUCACCCGAGCAUGUUCCCCGCAGUCGAAUGCCCUUCCAGCCCCACCACCCCAUCAUCCCCCCUCCCCCGCCCCCUCUGAGGACCCUUCUGUCCAACCGCUCCCCUCUCCACAAGGCCAGGGAGGAUGCGGACCAACGGCGUUUCCAAACGCUUUCCCACGGCCGCACCACCUUCACCACCACCACCAUCCUGCGCUCGUCCCGCCCCAGCUACCUCCCUCGCCAGCUCAGCCAACCCCAGCCCAUUUGCCAGCCGUCCCCCCAGCCCUCCCCUCAGACGUUGCGGCCGAGCCAGCUCGUCCUGCACAGGCACCACCAGCUCCACCACCAGCACAGCUACCAGGGGCCGCUGCCCUCGUCCCUCCAAGAUCAUGGCCCACCCCGGGAUCACAAACAGGGGCCCGUUGCCUCGUCAGUGAACUGCAAAUCUCCAAACUCUCGGUCCGCCAUUGCCAGCCACACUAAAACCCCCCGACAAGAGCAACAGACGCAGCAGGCUCCCCCACCUCCUCCUCCACCCUUGCCCCCGCCGUGCGACCCCCCUCCCUUGCCCAAGCUGGGUCAAGCCUCAGACAGCAACCACAUGAGCGUUAAGAGGCUGCGCUGGGAGCAGGUGGAGAACUCCGAGGGGACCAUCUGGGGUCAGCUCGGCGAGGAUUCCGACUACGAUAAGCUCACCGACAUGGUGAAAUAUUUGGACCUUGAUCUGCACUUUGGUACCCAACGCAGAUCCAUGUCUCCACCAGAGCCAACCUUCCUGCCCGAGAACUUUAAAAAGAAAGACAUUGUGGAGAUCCUCUCUCACAAGAAAGCCUACAAUGCCUCCAUCCUCAUCGCUCAUCUGAAGCUCUCCCCCGACGAGCUUCGCCAGGUCCUGAUGGACAUGACCACGGACAGGCUGGAGCCCACCCACAUCAAGCAGCUGCUGCUCUACGCCCCCGAUGAGGGGGAGGUCAAAAAAUACGAGCAGUUCGACCAGGACCCGGCCAAGCUGAGCGAACCUGACCAGUUCAUUUUCCAGAUGCUGAUGGUGCCCGAGUACAAAACGCGCCUGAGGAGCCUCCAUUUUAAGACCACGCUUCAGGAGAGGACAGAGGAGUUGAAGGUGGCCUUUGAUUACAUCUACAAGGCCUCCGUAGAACUGAAGACCAGCAAGAAACUGGCCAAAAUACUCGAGUUUGUACUUGCAAUGGGGAACUACCUGAACAACGGCCAACCCAAGAGCCAGAGGACGACCAGUUUUAAGAUAAACUUCCUCACCGAGCUCAGCACCACCAAAACAGUGGAUGGGAAAUUAACCUUCCUGCACAUUCUGGCGAAGUCGCUGCACCAACAUUUCCCAGAGCUGCUCAACUUUUCCAGAGACCUCACCACAGUGCCUCUGGCAGCCAAGGUGAAUCAGAGGGUGGUGACCACAGAGCUGAGCGACCUUCACGCCACCAUCCAGGACAUCCGAGCGGCGUGUCUAAAGAUCCCGCUAACGUCUGAGGAUCACUUUGCUUCUGUCAUGAGUAGUUUUCUGGAAAACAGCCACCCUGCAAUCCAGUCUCUGGAGUCCCUGCAGAGCCGAGCAAUGGAGGAGUUCUCUAAAGUGGCCUCCUUCUUUGGAGAAGACAGCAAGUCCACCAGCACCGAUUCCUUUUUUGCCAUCUUCGCUGAGUUUGUUGCCAGAUUUGAGAGGGCCCUCAAUGAGAACCAGACCCCUGAAAACCCCAGAAGCCCCAAACUGUCCUCCCCUCUGGCAUGGUAGACACAACAUAGUCCAAUCUCCACAACCGAAGUGCCAAAAAUAAAACCACAUGUGGUGAUGCCCCCCACCCCCCCCCCCAAAAAAAAAAGUGUGCUGCCACUUCUCCACCAGAAAAGGAACUACAGGACCCAUAUGUGGAAUCUGGGGUGCCCCUGUGUGGAGGAAAGCUGUUAUUUCAGGUGCUCAGUAGAGCUGUCCCAAAAAUCGGUACUCGUAGGAACGAUCUAUUACGGUAAGUAUUUUAAACUAUGACAGACGUUAUCGUGGAUAGCUCCAGAUAUUUAUUGUAAGAUUGUAAAAAAGUUUAUAUUUUCUCACAUUGUAAGGAUUUCGCAAAGAAGAAGGUUCGAGAAUGUGAAAAUAAAACUCGGAGCGAGAUAUUUUGCCGUAGCUUAGCUUGUAGCCAUUUAUAGGUUAGCGGUUCUCAAACUGGCACAUGCGAGCCAUAGCUCGGGAUUCAUCAAAUAAUUUGCAUUAAAUGAUCAAAAGUAAUAAACUCAUUUUUUUUAGUUAAAAGAAAAGUCAAUUAUUUGAGUUAUUUCUUUUUAUGGAAAAGCACUGUUUGCAGCACCUGGGCAAGGGUGAGCCCUAAGCUAAUUAAAAAAAAAAAAAAAAAAAGAAUUCCUUUAUUAGGAGCAAAUGUGGCCUGCCUCAGAUGACUCAGUCCAGUGUUAAAAAAAUAUAGUGAAGGAUUUGACCACUGUCGACUUGCAUCACUACAGACUGAUGACAUUUUCUCGAAGCUUCUGCCUCUUAACCACUACAAAGCUCUGCUUGUAUAAAUGGGCGUUACCCGAACGAAGGACCUGUAAACGAUCCAUUGUAAAGUGCUUUUCUGGUUGCCAUGGUGACCUCAUGACUCAUCCACAGUGUAGCAGUAGCUGUGCUGUACUGUGUUGUACUACUGAGACUGUCAAUUCACAUUUUUGGCUAUGCACUGCUGACUGUCGUCAUUGUGACUGCUCGGGUUGAGGUCUGGUUUCCAUUUUGUCGUUGAAAAAUAUUCGCAGUGUUCCACAGCUUUCAAAGCAAGAGUGUUAUUUCUGGUAUAAAAAAAAUAAAUAAAUGCAACCAGAACCGCUGCUAAGUAUUGUAACGAUGUUUCUAGUCUAAAAUGGUUGCAUGAUGGUGCAGGUGACAUUGGAACAUAUGCAGGUGGUAGCAAACAACCAUUUUAACAAAAUGAACAUACUCGACUUCUUUUAAGCAAGUUUAUUUAUUUUACUGUUUUGUGUUCUCAGUACAAGUCUUGUGAUUGUUUGACCCUUGUUGUUUGAGUUUGUUUUUUUGGUCCAAUGUUUUUGAUCUAUAAAACUGUCAUGCUCCAAAGUAAACAAUGCCUCUUUAUUCAAACCACCAUCACUGAAAAAAAAUUGUCUGUGUCAAUUUAAAGGCAAUGACAAAGUGUUAUUAUCUGUUUAUAUUGAGUUGGUAGUCUCCCGAGCCCCUAAAGGGACAUUGAAAAAAAACUGGUUUCUCAUUGUAAUGAGUAACUAGUUGCAUGUGUGCAUUUAUAAAAGACACUUAUUCCUUAUUCAGGAAGCUACUGCUAGCAGGUAAAUAUGCUACGACCCAUAGGUGACCAUUUUUCGACACUCUUUGUAAUGAGUAACUUACUCAUGAGUUACAAUGAGUAACUGACUCAUGAGUAAGUCACCCAUACUCCGCCCGACGGAGUAACUUACUCAUUACGAUAAGAAAUCUUUUCUUUUUUUUUUUUUUUUUU